Molecule: messenger RNA, 2281 nt
Organism: Cloeon dipterum
Lineage: Eukaryota; Metazoa; Arthropoda; Insecta; Ephemeroptera; Baetidae
Product: protein kintoun-like
Exons: 6
Coding region: 141-1577 (478 amino acids)
Cellular component (GO): cytoplasm
Source: RefSeq, a predicted model, not a curated record
UCAUCAACACACGGAGCUAAACGUUCUAGAAUUCCGCAGUUAGAAACAGCGGAGAGCACAGAGAGUUGAAAGAAGGUCAAAUCGCCGUCACGUAUACACUGCCAAGUUUUCACUUUUCCCGUCUGGAAAAUCAGCCGAAAAUGUCUCAAACAGCAUCUUUACGGACCGGUCGCGUGAGCCGCAUCCAGUUUGGGGACAAUGUCGCCUGCGAGAACACGAAAAACUGGCUCAUGGACUCAGAAUCCCUCGGCUGCGGCGGCUGGGCGUCGAACCCGGCCGAGGUGCAGCCCGAGGGCCGGUACGUGCUCAAGGUGUGGACGCAGGGCCGCGAAAAGGUGAUGAUCAACGUCUGCGCCGAGCACGACGGCCUGCUGCACCCGCGGUCGGUGCGCGGAGGGUUGGCGCUGCCGCACUCCGUCAGCCGGCCCCGCAGGGACACCGACCUGAAGAAGCAGCCGUGUAAGGUGGUCGACGUCACCUUCGGCGGGCACGCCCUCGCGCUCGCCGACCAGUCCGACUUCUUCAGGCAACACCUUCACCUGGCCGCCCUGAACGCGGCGCAGUCGGCCCUGGGGAUGACCCUGCAGAAGGACCGCGUCGCCACCCCCAAGCUCGUCUGCAAGGGCAGCCCCGAGGGCUUCCGACUCGCCCGGCUCGACGACGACUCCAGGCUGGAGGUGUCCGAGGACUCCGCCGGCUUCUCCGUCCGACUGCACCUGCCGAGCGACCACUCAGGGCAUCGACUCACCUACUCCCUGGCCCAGGACUAUCUGGAAGUUGAUCUGAGAAGCCACCAAGUCGUGAUUCACCUGCCGUACAAAGUACAAGGACUGAGAGAGGAGCCAAAGUAUCUGCAGAACCAGUCGAAACUCGUGUUCCACAUGUUGAAAAUCGGCAACAAAGCUACCAAGGCCGGCUUCUUCUUGGUGAACCAGCCCGUGUCCCAUUCCGACUGUGAAGUUGAUGAGAUAACCCAGAAAAUCGGCGACGUGCACAUGGAAACCGGAAGCACCAGCAGCGGUGGCUCCGACGAGGAGAAGACCUUUGCUCACGAAGAUGACCUCAGCAGUACUGAAAACAACUACCAGAAGUCGAAAGAGCCGUCUGAAAAACUGGACAACCAAAAGUGUGAUGACCAAAGUCAAAACAGGCUCAACAAUAUCAAUAAGAGGCUACGCAUUUUGGCUGCGAAAACAAGAUCGAUAUCAGAAUCCAGUGAUGAUUGGUCGAUGUGCCAAAGUCCGUGCAAAGGCAUUCUCAAGGGCAGCUUCUCCUUCUCUGGUGAUUUGGCAGCGAGCUGUGAGCUCAGUGAACAGAAUGAAGAGACUGCCCGCGAAGGGGGCUCAGCCAACUCUGUCAAAAAGUCCGUCUCCUUCAGCGACGUCAUCUCAAAACAGCUCUUCAGAGCGGACUCGAGCAUCCUGGGCCAGAGGAAAAAGAACCAGCGCAAGGCGCGCAACAAGAGGAAGAGCAGUCAGCGCAAGCACACGACAUCCGAAAGUGAAGAUGUGACCUCCGAAGCCGAGACCUCUAGCGGCAAGGAGGGCCAGGAAAUGAUGUUUGACAUCGACAUGUAACUGAAUGUGAUCCCACUAGUGAUACACUCCUGUCGUUGCAUUUUAAGACUCCGUAGUCGUAAAUAUUUUUGCACAACCCCCCUCCCCCUCUCGCCCCUGCAGGGUAUGGAAAGGAUUUUUUUACUUUUCGCUUUUCUCCCCCUUCCCCCAGUAAUUAUUGAUAAACGAAUUUUAAAAGAUUCUAGUGUUCUGUUUUCGCUGUUAGAACAUUUUUUGUUCACUUAUCUGUCUUAAUUCUACUUAAAAAAAGCACAGCUUUUGGCCUUUGGCCUUUUUUGUAAAACUUGUGUAGGUCUUUCAAGACUAAAAAAUUAGGGUGUCGAAUUCAUAUUCACUUAUAAAAUUGUGUUGUUUAAAUCUUGUCAAAAUUGGUGCAACUUGUCUUUUAUAUUAUCUUUUUGUGCCAUUAUUUCACUGUCAAAGAAUAUUUAAUCUUAAAAGGAUCACUGUGAAAACUGCUGUCUGAAAACCUUGUAUAUUAUAUUGUUGGAAUUUUAGAAAGGGAGUUAUACUAUAAGUAAAUAAGAAGGACUGUCAACUAACGUAUUAGAUACUUCAAGAAACUGCAUGGUUCAAAGCUCGACUACUUGAAAUUAUUAAAGUUAUAUAUAUCUACAUUAGUAAACUCCUGCAUACGGAACUGUUUCGCACAUACUUCGGUGUGUUUCUAUUCUUAUGUGGAAAAUAAACAAUUAAAAUUAAAA